AUGGUGUAUUUGAGAGCAACAAGCAAUAUUGCCGCCGAUAUUAGGAAUAGCUGCCAUAAAACCUGCACGCUGGCCCAAGUCAGCAGGCCAGUCAAUCCAACGGCCACUAUGUUAUCUGGGUCAGGGUCCAACACAAGAUUUACCCACCUCAGAGGAAAAAAUGGAAGAAUGGGUUUGGCUUUUAAUGGAGACACUGGGGGUGGGGCUAAUGGCGUAGCUCUAAACCCUAACAUUUGGUUAGUUACGAAGAAGAUGUAUAUAUUUUACUCGGAUACGGCGUUCUGCCUCCCCGUCAAGGUGCGGUCGUUUCUUCGCGGCUGCGACGGCGAGGACGGCUGGAGAUCGAUCGCCGACGCUAGGGCUGCAGCGGAUCGCGACUUUCCUCGACCUGGUGCGGCUGAGACUUGUGGCAUCUCGAACGGCUCUCCGGCGCGGUGCUGUUCGUAUGUGGGGCCACCGCCGGUGGUCUCGUCAACGGGAGAAAAGUGUUCGCGAUGGGCUGCUCGGAGGCUAUCUCAAACAAAUUUACCCGGUUACGAUUUUUUGGAUUUUUUGUUUUUCUUGUACGAUUGA
Messenger RNA from Striga asiatica, 573 nucleotides. The record is from the annotation of a GenBank genome assembly. Lineage: Eukaryota; Viridiplantae; Streptophyta; Magnoliopsida; Lamiales; Orobanchaceae.